UUGUAGGCUUCGCUAGUUUCCUCAACCAAACACUCAACUGAUAAUUGUGUGAUAAAAACUGGAAGUCAGCCGGUGGACGAGGGGCUACAUAUUGAGAAAAAGCAAGCGAACCCAGCGGUCCUCGUCGUUAGAAACAAACUCGGUCUUUUGUGUACUGAACCCGGGUUCAUUGGCGAAGCAGACGGCGACAAGAAUCCUGUUUUUAAACCCACCAAAGGUUGGUUUUUAUUUUGCUCUGGCUGUCGAAAGGCGGGGAAUACAAAGCGACUUGUGGUCUAAUCUACACGAUUUUGGACUCAUUGAAGCAAAAACGGGAUUACUCCAAAGCCAGCUGUGCUGCUGUGACUGGUCAGCGAUAGUACAUGGAUUAUCUGUGUUUCCGGGCACUGUGCUGUAAAGGACCCCCGCCGCCAAGACCAGAGUAUGAUGUGGUGUGCAUUGGUCUGACGGGUGCUGGAAAGACCAGCCUGCUCUCACGCCUCUGUAAUGAGGGCAGCGACGGCAUCGUGCCCACGACAGGUUUCAGCAUCAAAGCAGUGCCAUUUCCUAAUGCAAUCUUGAAUGUAAAAGAACUGGGAGGAGCUGACAACAUCAAGAAAUAUUGGAGUCGUUACUACCAGGGGUCACAGGGUGUAGUCUUCGUAUUGGACAGUGCUUCAUCAGAUGAGGACCUUGAGGCAGCACGUAACGAGCUCCACUCAGCCCUGCAGCACCCGCAGCUCUGCACACUGCCUUUUCUCAUCCUUGCCAACCACCAGGACAAGCCUGCUGCGAGGACGCCAAACCAGGUCAAGAAGUACUUUGAGCUGGAGCCCCUGGCCAGAGGGAAGCGCUGGAUCCUGGAGGGCAGCACCACUGACAACAUGGAGGCAGUGAAGGAGAUCUUUGGUCAGUUCAUUAGCCUGUUGGAAGACAAAGACACAGAGCCUGCAAGGAUAUGAUGCUAACGCUGCUAAUACUAAGAGACAUUAGCGGCUAACAACAAAGAAACACCACAUCCUGCUGGUGCCCAUGUAUACACACUCAUGCACAAGCAUGUACACACAAAGAAAAUAGAGCAGAUGUUGUCCUCUCUCUUUGAGAAGUGUAUUGUACGUUAUCCUCCCUUCACUGAGCUCUCAUUUUUCAAAUUGGAAAAUUGGAGUGUGCGCAAGCAACAGUCAGCCACUACAACCUGACAGAGGAGAGCCGCCAUUAAACCCACCCAGUAUAAAGCAGUUUGUCAAGAAAAAUCAUUGAACUUUGCCAGAAAUGGAAAUCUUGUUUACUACUGUCUGUGCCAUUGUGAUUAAACCAAUGGCUUGUGGGACAUACGGCAUUCCUUCAGUCAUCUUCGGACACUAACACACACAUUCUCGCUCUUACACACACACACACACACCCACACACACACACCCACACUCAAACACUCACACAGGCGGGUGGUAUAUUUUGCACUACCAGAUAGAAACAUUUUGGAUAAAUUUUUACCACAUGUGUGACAGUUAAAUUUCAAUCCAUUGUUGUUAUGAUUCCACAGUAAUUCCUUAUGUGAGCGAGUUACAAGGCAUUUUAAAGUAAUUACAGUAAAAAUACAUUUUCAUAA
Molecule: messenger RNA, 1585 nt
Organism: Morone saxatilis (striped sea-bass)
Lineage: Eukaryota; Metazoa; Chordata; Actinopteri; Moronidae
Gene: arl15a
Product: ADP-ribosylation factor-like 15a
Exons: 5
Coding region: 363-941 (192 amino acids)
Molecular function (GO): GTP binding; GTPase activity
Source: RefSeq, a predicted model, not a curated record